AUGCCGGAGAGAGUUCAUGAACUGGAAUUCGAUGAAUUUGAUAAGCUUCUUGGCGAGAUACCUCGAGCUACUGUGACCCCAAACACCGAAGAAUUUGGAGUCUUUGGAUCUUCCAAGAACCCGAAAAACCUCUAUGCAACUCCUGAAAAUGGUACGUUUCUUGAUACCUUCAGUGACGAAAAACUGUCUGUGAGAAGGGUUCAGUUUAUCGAAGGGAAUCUUCUGAACGAUCAAUCAUUAGAAUCUGUUUUUCAAGAUUUGAGCAUCAAAGAUAGGCCGAUUCUGCUAUCUCCAACCCCAUCUUUGGUUAGUUCUUCCACACCCUUCAAUGGGGUUGAUUUCAAUGGUCAAGAACUCGUAGCGAUUCCUAUGAUCCCGAAUCAACAACAGCUGUUCUUCGAUGCUCAGUCGUACUUCCAUCCUUCGCAACCAAAAUCCGAGUCCCAUAUAACUUGGAGGAAUCUUGAAAACGAACGUCACUAUCAUCCCAUGCAAAUGCACCAGUUCUGCAAGAGUUCGCACUUGGAAAGCCAGCCUAGGCCGGUGCAACAAGCUGCACCUUCGUUAACUCAGUUCAUGAGCCAUGGUAUGCAUGGUUCGAACCAAAAGGUUCCUGAAAAGAUACUCACACGGUCACACGGGAUGAACUCUCUUGGGUCUCUAAAGUUCGGUAGCUUUGAACGAAAAGACCCGGUUUCAAGUGGCGUGAACGUGAAGCAACAGCCUUUGCAGAAAUCUGCGGAUGACUUUGGGGAGAGAGUGUACAUCAUGGCGAAAGAUCAACAGGGAUGUCGUUUAUUGCAGAAGAAGUUCGCUGAAGGGACACGUGAAGAUCUCGAGAACAUUUUUCGGGAUGUCAUAUUGCACGUUGUCGAGCUCAUGACUGACCCUUUCGGAAACUAUCUUGUUCAGAAGCUGCUUGAAGUGUGCGAUAAGCACCAACAUAUGCAGAUCCUUCGUGUUAUCACUAGAAAGCCUGGAGAUCUUGUUAGGAUUUCGUGUGAUAUGCACGGGACUCGUGCUGUUCAGAAGGUCGUUGAAACUCUCAAAACUCGUGAGCAAUGUUCGAUGGUUGUUUCCGCACUGAAGCCCGGGAUCAUUGUCUUGAUGAAGAACAUGAAUGGCAAUCAUGUCGCACAACGGUUCCUGCAGUACCUAAAACCCGAAUUCAAUGAGUUUAUUUUUGAAGCUGCGACUGUGAAAUGCAUAGAACUGGCAACAGACCGGCACGGUUGUUGUGUGCUUCAGAAAUGUCUGAGUCAUUCAGAUGGAGAACCAAGAAGGCGUCUGGUUCGUGAGAUCACUUCAAACGCGCUAAUCCUUUCACAAGAUCCAUACGGGAAUUAUGUUGUACAAUAUGUUUUCGAGCUUCAAGUUCCAUGGGCAACCGCUGCCAUUCUUGAUCAACUGGAGGGUAACUGCGGUGACCUUGCGAUGCAAAAAUACAGCAGUAACGUCGUUGAAAAAUGCCUAAAAUACGCACGAGAAGAGCGUCGUAUUUGUAUCAUAAACGAGCUGAUGAAUAAUCCCCGUUUAGAUCAAAUCAUGCAGGAUCCUUACGGAAACUACGUUAUCCAAGCAGCACUUCGUUCUUCAAAGGGAGCUCUACGUGAGGCACUGGUCGAGGCAAUAAAACCCCACGUUCCCGCGCUACGCACGAGCCCGUACGGCAAAAAGGUUUUGUCGAGUAACGGCCUAAAAAAAUAA
This is a messenger RNA of Cynara cardunculus var. scolymus (artichoke), 1707 nucleotides long. Its product is annotated as pumilio homolog 12. Gene Ontology annotation, molecular function: mRNA binding. Gene Ontology annotation, cellular component: cytoplasm. NCBI's taxonomy places the organism in Eukaryota, Viridiplantae, Streptophyta, Magnoliopsida, Asterales, Asteraceae. The transcript has 5 exons. Bases 1 to 1707 code for a protein of 568 amino acids. Gene Ontology annotation, biological process: post-transcriptional regulation of gene expression. The record is from RefSeq and is a predicted model, not a curated record.